CCGGCUUCCUCGCCUCUCCACUAACUGCUGCUGGGGCUUUAUAGCAUCUUAUUACGUGCAUCAAUUCGUCAGUGUCUCCCAGUGUGGAAGGGGGGGGGGACCGCAACAGCCAACCCGCCAGCCCGCCCGCCCGCCUGCCUGCCUGCUUGCAACCGCUGCUGUACCCUGCUUAAUUUUUUGCCUUACCGGAUGAUCAUAGGACAGACACAAAAAAUCGGAUGCAGUAUUUUGUGUUACUUGCCUUUUGCCAAGAGACCCGCAAAGCCUGGACAGGAGAGGAGGGAGAGCCCCAUUCAAGAAUCCGUUCAUUGCUGGGACAGAGUGCAGAGGAGGAGGAGAAGAAGAAGAGAGGGAGGGUGGAGGACUUUGGCGGUGCAGUUUAGCGUCCCAACACAUUCAGAGCUGCUGCUGCAAAGACCGCAACCUGCAAACUGGAAAAAUUGACAAGAGAAGAAAUUAUUGACAUAGUGCCAGAGAGAUAGGUGGUGUCAUAGCGAUGGCGGACAGCACUGGUUCGAAUGUCUCCAGUCGGCGAAGAUCCGGGGACCUACUUCAUGCUGGCUUGGCAGUGGCAAUGUUACUGGGUGUUUGGAGUGUUGGUGGAUUGGAGGUCUCCACAGGGAAAGUAUCUACGUUGGAAGCCAUGAACGGCUCCACGGUGCUGCUGCCUUGUACCUACUCCUCCUGCAUCGGCAUCAAGAACCUCUACUUCAACUGGACCAAAAAUGGAACCACGCUCUGUGAGGCAGUGAUUCCUAUCGAGGGAGUGGAGCCUAAAGUGAGCGUGUUCCAUGAGCGUGUGGAGUUUGUGGGCUCCUCCAAAUCCAACAACAUCUCCAUCCUGCUGUGGAACAUCACCUUCGAAGAUGAGGGAGAUUAUGUUUGCUUCGCUAAGAACCCAAAAGAGAAGAACCGCAACCACAGUGCAAUCUUCACCUUGAUAGUUGUGGACCAAGUGAAGGAGGUUGACAACACAUUAACUGUGAUCAUCGUGUCAGUGCUGGGCGGAGUCAUUGGCUUAGUUAUCCUCAUCAUGGUCAUAAAGGCUUUGGUCGUCCGCUUCCUGUGCAAGGGCGACGAGAAGAAUAAAGAGUGCCUGGUGAGCUCAGGGAACGACAACACAGAGAAUGGACUUUCAGGAGCCAAAGGUGAAAAACAAGGGACACCAAAGGCCUGAGCCACAGCAGACCCCAGUACGUCUGUAUGAUUGUAUAUAUGUUAGACUAAUGUACAAUGCUGUUAUCAGAGGACUGUUUUAUCCAAUAGGCUAACAAAUACAUGUGAAUAUUUAUUUAUUUUUGAAUCAUGCUUGAAGUGUAAUACUAUAUGUGCAUAGGCUGGAUCACUUAAACACAUGUAAAACAACAUUUCUUUAGUAUUUUAAAGGGCCUAUAUUGCACUAUUUUCUGAAGGUUAUAAUGUUUCAUCAUCAAAGAUAUACCUGGAGUUUUGUUUUAUUUCAUUCACACGUUUACCGCUUCUCUCAAACAGAAAACACUCUGUUCCACCUUGUGAUGUCAUGCGGUAAUACAGGAAGUGUACCACUGUGUUUUUAAACUCCAUAAACCACUAGAAUUUGGAUCAUUUCAGAUCUGGAAUUGCUAAUCUCUACUGAACUAAAGGUAAAAAUGAAGAAGUUAACUGAAUAACUACCAGUUCGUGACAUCACAAGGUGGAACAGAGCAUUUUGAGCUUUGGAGAUGUAGAAUUACUUAAAUAAAUGAAUGGAACAAAACAAGUGCAGAUAUGUUUUUGAUGAAGUAACAACAUUAUAACAUGGCUUAAAGCUCAGCAGAAUGCAUUCUGUGUAAUAUAGGACCUUUAAACUGUUGUGGGUUAGGUUUCGUUGAAUUUUUACUUCUACAUAUUUUGUCAGAUCUGAACCAGAACAGAGCUUUGAGCUGGAAGUAAACUUUUGAUGCCAUAAUGGAUUGCCAUAAUCUCUGAACUGCCAUAUUAUCGACCGAAGAACAGCACAAACUGCGCGCAAGCUUUGACUUUUAACUGCAUCGAAAGAGAAAUUUACAUAAAGCUGUUUUACAAUGAAAAAAAUGAAGGAGGCUAUUUUAACCAUUUGUAUUCCAAACUAGAAUUUAUUAAUAUUCACAUUUGUACUGAAAAUACAGAGUAAAAUAAAAAUAACCUCAGACAGGGGUAAUUAUUUUGUAGUUUUUGUUAGUCCUGACCAUCUUUACUGCCAAUCCAGUCUAUAGAAGUUUCAUGUUUACUGUACGUGCGAGUCAUUUGGUGGAAGUUCCUAAAACAUGUUAAGAGCUGACGAAAGUGAAGCUACUAAAUGUGUUUAAAUGAUCCAGCCCUGCACACUUUUCUGAUUGCUUUAGAUAAAACACAGGUGCCUGUUUUGCUUUUGCUCCCCCUGCUGGUGGGAGGAUAAAUACACAGGAGAAAUGUAAAAAAGAACAACCCAAACCCUCAGUGACAAUCCCCCAAGCAGACCCCUAGCUCUCUAUAGAAAGGAAUGAAUUUAACCAUGCUGCUUCUGAAUAAUAACCAAUGCAUUUUAGCAUGUGCGCAUUUUAUAUAAGGACAUGUAAGAAGAAUACUUUGUCUAGCAUCAUGAACCCCACAAACUCAUGCCUGAAUGCCCCCAUAAGAGCCCAUAUUACCAUGCACUCCUCACUACUGCAAUGGGUGAAUGAAACAUAGCUUGUGAACACACCCUUUAACUCCUUUCAAGUUGAUAUUGUUGCAAUUGCAAACCAUUUCGAUAAAUAGAAUGUUGAUAUUUGAAGCAGGUACAGAAAUAGUAUUUUAUAGAGUCUAUAUGUGAAGGAAAAAUAUUUGAGUUAUUACCUAUAUGAAUGUGGCGAACAGGUUAUUCAUUACCUGUUCAGUUGGUCAAAGCACUUUGACUACUAAAUGUAUUUCAUGCUACAGAUAAUUUAGCAACACUUUAUAAUAACUACACAGAAUUAGCCUUGACAAAGUAUGAAGAAUGAAUACAUGGUUUUGAAGAAUGGCUCGGGCUUACUACUUAAAGCACACACAUUGUGACUUUAUUUUGAGCUUUUAACCGAUUUACAUAACUGUUCCCUCAUCAAAAACAUACCUGGAGCUGUAUUUGUCGUCAUUCACGCUUGUUUAAUGAUUAGUAAGACAUGUCAAAAGACAUGCAAAUUUGAACUUCCCAGGAUUGUUACAUUACAGGUAAAAGUCUGCAGGUCUCCUUGCUUUUUAUGUCCAUAAAUCAUCACCAGACUAAGUAUUUCUGGAUCAGUUUCCUUUCAUUUUACUGUGUGAUUCUAUCAGCAUGUAAGUUUUUAUUUCAAUAGUAAUUCCCUAUGGUGCCAGUAGAUGGCAUCCUAUCCUAUCAGUUCCCAGUAAGGGGAGGUGCAUCUGCAGAAACAUGGUGUCUUUUGUCUGAAGAUGGCUAUGUAAGUUUUAAAGCAUGUCAUGCCAAAGCAUAAUAUUUGAAUACACUAACUCCCAUUCAUUUUAUGUAAUAAGUAAGCCUGACUAAAUCUUAAGAAAAUGUGCUCAUUUGUGCUUUAUUAAGACUAUGGUGCAGGUAUUAUAAAGAGUGAUAAUUCUAUUUUUUGCACAUAUUGAUUUCAUGAUAUAAUGACAAAAGCAUAUCCAUUUGUUCUCAUUGGGACUUUGUCAAUGUCCCUGAAUGUGACAGGUGAAGCAGGCUCUCACAUAGCAGCGAUGGCUCCACCAACAUGUCCACAUGCUGCACAUACUUCUGUAUCAAGAGCCCAGAGUUGUGCACUCUGGAAUAGCAGCACUUUACACUGGUCCAAGCAAAGAGAAAAUGUAUCUUUGGAGCCAUGACAGUUUAAGUUAGCCUCUAUUACCCAAUAACAUGACCAGUCUUUCCUGAAUAUGUAGCUAUGACAUGGUUUAUUUUUUUACCCGAUCAGCCUACUGCUCUCAUUCUGGAGUGCAUUUCCUUUCUUGCUUUCAAUGGAAGCAAUAAAACAGACAUCCAAUUAUGCAAUAACUGUUUUCUGGCACUUUAUAAAUGUGUGUGGCCUGGCUCUGGUGGAAAUGUCCACAGUGGUAUCUGUUGUAUAGUGAUGUGUUGCUCAGAUUUGUUUUGUGCAUUAUUUCCACUAUCAUUUCUUUUUAGGUUAACACUGACAAAGUUUAGACUAAGGGGAGAUUAUGAAACAUGGUGAUUGUUGUGGACCUCUCUGUUACUCGGGUUAAGAGGGCUCGUCUGUAUUCGUAUAUUUGUUCUGAACUUGAUGCUGUGAAUGUUGUGAGGAGGCUCCUCUCAAACACUGUUUGUUCAUGUUAUUCCUCUGUGAAGAGGGCACAUAUCUCAAGUCUUCCUUUAGAGAAAAGCAAUAUCAUGACAAGUAUGUGUUGUCUGAGACAUACAUAGAUACAUAGAUACUAUGUGCCCACUGUUUAGAGUUUAUCCUGCCUCACAGGGCGAGAGAGCUUUAGCUCAUGUUUCAUGGUCAGGGAAAGCACAACAUCAGUGAAGAGGGCUCACAGGGCUGGUACAAGGCUGUUUCUUUAGGGCUACUGUUCAAUUACACAGAACGCAGAAUGUGGUUGACAUCACCUCCUUGUGCAAAAGUAAACUCAUCACUAUUAACACAAAAUGUCCUUUAUAUGAAUCAGCUGUCAUAUUCUCACAUGGGUCCUCAGUCGUACUUCUGUUUGCAGUGGUUACUGCAGUAGUCUGCUCUGUGCUCCUCUGCAGUGGCGCAUUAUAGCGCAGGCAAAACGCAUUACUGCCACCUAGUGGCUACAUAUUGUGCUUACUGUGGCAGCCACAGUUGUCACUAACCAAUGGGACAUACAAAAUGUAUAAAUUAUUUAUAUGCAGUAUAAAAAGUAAUGCUAGAGCUAGAAAGCUUUUGCCAAACCUAAUAAUACUAAUGAUUGUAAAUGGCAUCUCAUGCUUGCAGUGUUAAGCCACUAUAGUGUUAGAAAUGACUUUCCAAUUGAAUCCAGUGUACAUUUGAUGUGUAGUUCUAAGUUUGUAACAAACAUAUUCAAAUAUAUGUCUUAUUUGAUGGAAUAUUUUUCAAAAUGACCAAUUGUGAUUCAUAAAAAAUAUUAACGUAGGAAUAAUUUUUUGAGAAAAUAGAAGCUCCAAUUGACCUUAGACAGAUACUGCCAGAGCGGCUGAAACUCACACUGCCAAUCCAAGAGUCUCAUGUCUGCUGGUCUUACACACUCUACUACUGCACACCAUAUUCUCAAGAUACUCUGACCAAUAGGCCCAUACUUGUACUAGUACUACACUGUAGGCCUAAAGCACUCACUGCACUCCACGGGCAGACACAGACACUGCUCUAUACUAUCUAUAGACCCAUACUUUUAUCAGUACUACUUAGUACUCCCGAUUGAACAGACCACUACAAAGACCCUUCCUCUCCCCUGUAGGCCUGUAGGCCUGUAGGCCUACAGUAUCUCCUAUGGGCCUAUAUUGUAUUCCAAAACUUCACUAGACCUAUCCCGUCUGACCCUCACACUGCCAAAAGAGUUCCACCACAUUCCACAGACAAACAGAAAAGCUGACCUCACCACAGUCCAGACCGCAGCACAGGGGAUGUGCACUGCCUGUAGCAUCACAUGAGUCACAUUUUAGAUGAGUAGAUUUCAGAAGCAAGCACAGUUCAACUUUGUGAAACAUCUCAUGGUUUUGACAAAUAUUGAUUUACCCUCAUGAGAUAAACGGAGUCUGACACCAAGCUCUCAAACAGUCAACCCUCCAUUUUGAAAAGCAGAAUAAAGAGUUUUAUCAUUUCCCUGAUCCCCUCGUUCUGAAUGUGGAAUGGUUUGUCCAUGUCUGUGUCCAUGUAACUCAUGCUUCCUUCAUAACUAUGCACCAGAACCCUGACUUGUUACAAAACAUCCUGGAAAUAAAAUCAAAUAUAAACUUG
Periophthalmus magnuspinnatus is the source of this 5867-nucleotide messenger RNA. RefSeq names its product sodium channel subunit beta-4-like. Gene Ontology annotation, biological process: regulation of ventricular cardiac muscle cell membrane repolarization; regulation of sodium ion transmembrane transporter activity; cardiac muscle cell action potential involved in contraction. Gene Ontology annotation, cellular component: membrane; voltage-gated sodium channel complex. Bases 497 to 1177 code for a protein of 226 amino acids. The transcript is spliced from 5 exons. NCBI's taxonomy places the organism in Eukaryota, Metazoa, Chordata, Actinopteri, Gobiiformes, Gobiidae. Gene Ontology annotation, molecular function: transmembrane transporter binding; sodium channel regulator activity. The record is from RefSeq and is a predicted model, not a curated record.